UUCAAGUCAAGUCAACGAUGAUGAAUGAAGAACCAGAAUCGAUUUAUGAAACUGAACAUCAAGAAAUCAAAGAAACUCGUCAUGACAAAUCCAAUCCAAAAUCAACAUCGACUUCAUACUUGAGUUCAGGUACUCUAACACCAUUUUGUGAUUCACCAACUCAUCAAUUCUCAUUCAACUCAUCACAAUCACAUUCACAAUCACCUACUCAUCAUCAUCAUCAUCAAAAUCUAAACUACAAGUUUCAUUCACCACCAACCCGAACUUAUACCGGUACUUCUUCAAUCCCAUCUUCCAACGAUUCAAUCUUUUCCAAACUCCUUUCAACCCUCAACUCAUUCCACAUCAAAAUCAUUUUCAAAUCAUCUUUUAUCCAAACCCAAUCAAAUCCCAUUACAAUUACCUAGUUCAAGUCUGAUUAACCAUCGAAGACAUUCAUCACAACCUUCGACACCGAUCCCAGUGAAAGAAACUUUCAAUGGAUCGAUUUCUUCCUAUGGAACCAAAGAAGGACAAAGAAAAUUGAACCAGUAUUUGUUGAUUAAAACGAUUGGAAAAGGGUCUUAUGGAUCAGUGGAAUUGGCUCAAGACUUGAGUUCGAAUGAACAUCAACUUUACGCUAUUAAAGAGUAUAGUAAAUCUAGGAUGAGAAAGAGAGCAAGGGUUUUGGAUUCUAGGAUGGGUCAUGGUGGGUUUAGAGGUCGUAGACCUCCGAAUAUCUUGCUCGAUUCGG
Messenger RNA from Melampsora larici-populina 98AG31, 733 nucleotides. RefSeq lists its product as uncharacterized. The record is from RefSeq and is a predicted model, not a curated record. Bases 18 to 407 code for a protein of 129 amino acids. NCBI's taxonomy places the organism in Eukaryota, Fungi, Basidiomycota, Pucciniomycetes, Pucciniales, Melampsoraceae. The transcript is spliced from 2 exons.